UUUGUGUGAUUAUUUUGUAAAACCACAUUAGUUUAAGUGAUUAAAUAUGUACAACCCUUAAAUAUGACUAUAUUUUACGUGUUUCUUGAUGUGUAAAGUGUGUACCUCAUCUGGAGUUCAAUGAUGUAACAUUGUGGAAAAGUCAGCCAAUAUAUUAGUUAUUUCCCUUGUAUAUGGAUACGCCAUUACCUCUUUUUGAAAAGUAGCCUUAUGCAGAUGACCAAGGAGGAGCCUAAAAGAAGCUGAUUUAUGAAAAUAUUAAAAUUAAGCCUUCACUGCGCUAAGUUGCUUAGAAACAUACAAGUAACUGCCUGCAUAUCAGAAAUAAAUAAAUAGAGAAAGAAGAAACAAAAGGACCAGAAUGGGGAUGUCAAACGCAGAGCGAAAGGAACUUCAAAGGAAGUUUCGUUCCAGAUGGGAUGAGGAUGAAACAAGAAGAAAGUAUUUGCAGGACUCUAAAGAAAAGUACAAGAAGGACAAAACAUUGGGGAAAAGAAAACAGAUUACAGAUAUGACACAAAGAGAAAAAAGGCAUCAAAGAAAGAUUUGGCGAGUGCAGAAAAGGAAACUGAAAGAAAGAAGAAAGGCUGAACAAGAAAGAAUAUUAACACCCCCUUCUUCACCUGUGACACCAGAAAAGAGACAGAAAAGACAGAUCGAUGAUAAACAAAUGGAUCCAUAUGACAGGAAAAAAGAAUUCAAAACAUACCUGCAAAAACUGGCAAAGUGUAGAACAUUUUGUGAGCUGCAGACUGAAUGCAAGCAGAUCGAUGAUAAAAUUGGUGAACUUACCAUUGACCCACAUGAGGUACAUAUUCUGAAAGAGGGUAUAGAAGUUGAUAUCAAUGCAGCUGAUUAUAUUCCGUUUGAUAUACUUGACAAUCAGCUUCUUCCAGGUGUAGUUAAUUCUGACGGAAACUGUUUGCAAUCAACUGGAAGUGUUUUUGCUUACAGUGACACUGAACAUGUAGAAGAAAUGCGAGUCAGAAUCAUAAUUGAACAAGUCAAACAUGAAUUAUUUUACCUGAAUGACGAUUUCUUGCAAACUGGCGGGACUACUAGUAAAACAUCCAAGCAGUAUGCUCAGUAUUCAGAGAUGUUCAUUCCAAAUGAAAGGGAAAUGACAAAUGAAAACAUAAAAUCAAUUUACAGAAAAGAGAUUCUCAGUAUCACAAAAGACAAAUCAUUUAUGAGUAUUUGGCAAGUUCAUGCACUGUCAUCAGUUCUCAAAACCCCUAUUCAAUCAGUAUACCCUGAGCUAGGCAAUAGAAAUGUGAGGAAAGACAUGCACAAACUGAUCAAACCUGUUUCAGGAACCAAUAAAGAACCCCCAGUUUUUGUAAUGUGGACAUCAAACGGGGAUGAUGAUAUAGAUACACUGUACCAGGUAGUUCAGUCAAUAAAAUCACAAAACAUCACAUGUUAA
Molecule: messenger RNA, 1426 nt
Organism: Mya arenaria
Lineage: Eukaryota; Metazoa; Mollusca; Bivalvia; Myida; Myidae
Exons: 3
Coding region: 362-1426 (354 amino acids)
Biological process (GO): regulation of transcription by RNA polymerase II
Cellular component (GO): chromatin
Source: RefSeq, a predicted model, not a curated record